Molecule: messenger RNA, 5335 nt
Organism: Acanthoscelides obtectus
Lineage: Eukaryota; Metazoa; Arthropoda; Insecta; Coleoptera; Chrysomelidae
Source: the annotation of a GenBank genome assembly
AUCUUGUUGAAGAUACGGUAAUAUCAGGCUUUGAAGUAAUGUGUUUCAAUGUAACGAUAUUCAUGAAAAUUGUUAACUACUGUGAGAAGGCCAUUGAAUUUUUACAUUCUCGGUUAUAUCGUUGAUAUAUCAAUUUAUUAUUCACCUCAAGUAUACGUACUCAGUGUCAUAAGUGGAACAAAUUCAUAUAGAAUAUAGUUCGUGUCAGUAUUUCUCAAACCGUCUGCUUGUAAUGCUAAAGACAGUCCAUCCUAUUUCAAUGCCUAUUUGAUCCGCAAAAAUUUACCUUUUAAAAAUAUUGUGAUAGUGAUAGUGAAUGUUUUACUAAAACUUUGGAAAUACAUAGUACUUUUACGAAUGACCAGGAUGAUAGAUUUCAUCUGUAACUCGAAAUGAACGGCUCAACGGAAACCAUCCUCAGUAAACAGGAGGAGGUUGACAGUAUUGACAACAGAGUUCCUGUUAAUGGCGAAAAAGUGAUCGAUGUUGAGAAAGCCGAAGAAAAGAGAGAGCUCAAAAUCUGGAUCGACAAAUAUGGAAGCAAGCUGAUAAGCUAUUUAGUAUUUGUAGUUAUUACUGCCUAUUUCAUAUGGUCUACGUGCUACUAUUUGAAUACUGAGGAUACAAAUAUAGAUGUGUUCAACUCAACUACUUGCAAUGGGUAUGGCUUCCUGGUCAUUCUCUACAGUUUAUACCUCUACGGAUUCUUGUAUAACCAGCUGUUGAAACCUUACGUCUUGCCGUCACUGAAGACGGCCGUGUGGCAGCCGUCCGUAUCAUUUCUGAAUAGUAUCAAGUAUGGAACAAUAAUUUUUUAUAUAUCGCUGCUGAUAGCUACAAUAGCAUAUCUGGCAUUUGACACAAACGAUAAUAGAAGUAGACUAAUACCAAUAUCAGGAUUAUGUGCAUUCCUAGGACUGGGAUACAUAUUCUCGUCUAACAGAUCUAUGAUUCCAUGGAAAACGAUUCUUUGGGGACUCAUACUACAAUUUUUCUUUGGUCUUCUCACAAUAAGGUGGGAAGUUGGAAGGAAUAUCCUAGAAUGCAUAGGAGCUAAAGUUAAUAUUUUGCUUGACUACGCAUUUGAAGGCGCUGCAUUUACCUAUGGAGACUUUUUGGUUCACGAGCAGGCAGUAUUCGCAUUUAAGGCACUCUCUACAAUUUAUUUCAUAAGCUUUCUUGUAAAUAUCCUCUAUUACUACGGCAUCAUGCAAAAGGUCAUCGGAUUUCUUGGCGAAGUUUUGCAAUGGAUAAUGGGUACUACUAUCUGCGAAAGUGUCAACAGUGCUGCCAACAUCUUUCUAGGACAGUCUGAAGCGCCGCUUCUGCUUUCCCCUUAUCUGAAGGACCUUACCGAUUCAGAAAUACAUUCAGUGAUGACUUCUGGGUUUGCUACUGUAGCAGGUUCUGUUAUGGCUGCAUACAUAAACUAUGGAGCAAGACCUCAGGAUCUAAUCACAUCCAGUAUAAUGUCGGCACCAGCAGCUUUAUGUUUUAGCAAGUUGAUGUAUCCAGAAACAGAAGAAGUGAAAGUGAAGAAGGAAAAUAUACAAACAGUGGAAAGGCAUUACGAAUCAGUAUUGGAUGCAGCCAGCAAAGGUGUUUCAGAUGCCAUUGCAAUGGUGCAAGGUAUUAUUGCUAGUGUUUUGUCCUUCUUAGCCUUUGUGUAUCUCAUUAAUGGGAUCCUUGGAUGGCUUGGAGAACUUGUAGGUUUCCUGGAUACAAGAUGGUCUUUGGAAUUGAUGGCUGGUAAAAUAUUCGUUCCGAUCAGUUUCCUGAUGGGAGUCCCAUGGGACGAAUGCGAAAGUGUCGGGACUCUGAUUGGAAUCAAAACUAUGGUGAACGAGUUCGUGGCAUUUGCCAAAAUGAAAGAGAUGCUCGAACAAGGAUUACUCUCGAAAAGAACAAAAGUAAUAGCAACGUACGCCAUCUGCGGCUUCUCAAACCCUGGCUCAAUAGGCAUCAUGAUCUCGGCGCUGAGCACCUUGAUCCCCCAUAAAAGAGAAGCAGUCACGCGAUUGGUCUUCCGGGCCUUCUUCGGAGGAGCGCUAGUCUGUUUCAUGACUGCUUGCAUCGCAUGCGCACUCAUGCCUGAAGAUGCCGUUUGAAGAAGAAUCGAAAUAAAUUUGGGAGUUUCAAGACUGGCAAUAUAAUAUGCUAUCCGUUUCAAGUUUGGCAGAUUAAGAGGGGCGUUUAGAUAUACAUUGAAUGCGGCAAGAGACAAGCAUCAUACUGAACCAAGCAUGUCGGGAAAACACGAUAAUAUAUUUUUUUCUGUGAUGGGAAAAAAGUUCGACAUUUUAUCUCAGUUGACAGGUAACAAAAUGACACUUUUUAUGGUAUUACUUUUUUUCCCGGGAAAAAAAAUUUGUUUGUUUCAACUUUAUUUAGCAUUAAUGCUACAAUGUCCAUAAUAUCUAUAUCACAAAAUAUAUUAUGUCUUCAAGACUAAAUAUUUUUAUACAAAAUUUCACUACUAUGAAUUCUGGUCUUCCAUGAGAUAUUUUUUCAAUUUCCCUUUGAACAUUUUCGAACUAACACACAUCUUAAAUCUUGAAUACUGACUUGCUCGUUAUAUUGCUACUGCAGUUUUGUAAAUAAAAGUCUAUACUUCCUCUAGUAGAAUAAUUGUGGCACUCAUCGUUCAAUACAAUAAAAUUUUCUGAGUGAUUUGAUAGAAGAUGAUUUUUCAACUUACAAUAUGAGAAUGAAUACCAAGUAGGCUAUGAAAUUUUUGAUAUUUAACCAUUGUAGUUCUUUCAGCAUAAAAUUUAUUCUAGUAUAUUCAUUUUUAUUUAAGAUGAUUCUCAUUUUGUAAUAUUUGUAAUUUUGAAAAUACAGUUUCAUUUGCAGCGAACAAAAUAGUCGAACAAUAUAACAAAUGAGGAAGAAUGAUAGUGUUCUACACAAUUUUUUUAGAAUAAACGCUUAGGCUAUGCGAAAUUCUAUAAAAGUAAUUUAUUUUCUUGGAUAUUUUUGAAAUAUAAAAAAAAUUAAUUUAAUGUUACUGUUUAUUUUUUCAUGAUUAAUUGUAAGAUUUAUCGUAUUUUGAUCUAAAGAUUUUUCUAUUAGCAUAUAUUUUGUUUUGUUUGUGUUAAGUUUAAGUUUAUUUACAUUUAACCAAUUUAUUACGUUUUUCAUAUCAUUAUUUUCAAUGUCUUUAUUUGAUAUAUAUAUAUAUAUAUAUAUAUAUAUAUAUAUAUAUAUAUAUAUAUAUAUAUAUAUAUAUAUAAAUGUAUCAUCAGCAAAUAGUUGAAUUAUGCAGUGUUGUAAACUAUCAGGAAUAUCGUUAAUAUAUAAAAUAAAUAGUAAUGGACCUAAUUUGCUACCCUGUGGCACAUCUACCGAAAUGUUUUUAAUGUUUGAUAAUGUACUCGUAUUGCCAAUUUUAGUUCUUUGACUUCUACUGAUUAAAUAAUUUUGUAAUAAAUUGAACCUUGAAAUCCAUAGCAAUGCAAUUUCGUUAACAAUUUCUCCUUGUCAAUAGUCUCAAAUGCUCUCUUGAAAUCUAAGAAAAUGUUAAUGUAAACUUUUUUUCAUCCAUAUUUCGCCUCCAUUCUUCUACUACCAUUUGAAUUGCCGUUUCAGUAGAAAACUUUUUUCUGAAUCCUUCUUGGAAUUUUGUCAAUAUCUUAUUUUCUUCAAUAUAUUCAAUGACUUGUUCAUAUAUGAUUCCUUCUAAGAGCUUUUUUUUACUUUUUUCCUGGAUAUUGUAUAAACACAUAUUUAAGUGGAAAACAUUUUUGUGACGCUCCUUUGGCUACUUCUACUAAUUCCGGUGGAGUCAAAGAAAACUCGGAAUCAAACAUUUUUUAUUUUAUAGUAUUAAAAAUAGCUUCUAAACAACCACUAAGUUCUCAAUUUUUAAAUCAAAUCACAAAAUUAAAUUGACAGCUAUUUGAUUACUUCAAAAGCUUCCUCAGCAUCGCAGGUCUAAUUGUCGCGAUAAUUUUCUGACUGAAAUAUUGUAAUAAUACAAUUUUUCAAUAUUAAAUCGACGUAUUUUCACAGAAAAAAAAUUGUGUAUUAUAUACGGGAAAAAUACUAGGUUUUAGCGAAAUCUAGUAAUUUUUUCCUUGUAUAAUAAAUAACUAUUUUAACAUAUGAGGUCUGUAAAUUAAGUGAUGAGGCUGAUUUUUUUUAUUAAAACAAUUUUUUAUUGUCACCCGAUCAUUCUGCCUGUCAUCCGAUGAUCUGAAUGCGCAAGAUCCCAGAUUCUGUCGAUAUUUUCAUCGGUUCUUGAAGAUGAAGACCCUCCGCUUCGUGAUUCAUUUUUAAUCCACUCUCUUCCUUCUGAAAGUGCCUUUCUAGAACACAAAAAAAUCGCUACGGACUAUCAAAUGACUCGAUCGAGUUCAAGCUUGUACCGAAGACGGAUCACAUGUUUUCCCGUCUCUCCUCCAGAGCCGGCGACUCCAGUGUUGUCAGAUCGAAAGCUACGUUGCCAGACUCAUCACUUAAUUUACAGACCUCAUAGUCUGUAGAGGGCACAUUGUUAUUAUCUUAUCAUUGAAAAUACGCCAGAAUCAGGAUUCUUACAAUAGUAGAACAAAAAUAAGUAAUAUAGCUUUCGUUCGCUUGACCAGCUGUUUUGUGCUAUUUAGCAACUCCUCAGCAUGGUCUAGGCUUGAUCUCAGGUAGAAUAACGAUCGAAAGCUGAGCAACUAUCCUCUAUAUAGCAUCCGAACUGAUUAUCUCGCGACUGACAAUGGGAACAGUGAUGGAUUCUAGUAAUAGAUAGCAUUUUGUGCUGUCUUAUCUAAAAAUUGAUAUUUUACAACCCUGUUUCAAAAGAUUUUCAUAUCAACAUCAAAUAACUGGCCUAAAAACAAAGUAAGUACUUGGCCUGAUGAAUUCAACUGAGACUAAUAACCAUAAUGUUUAGAUGCUUGAUAAUACAACGUGGAAGCUCUUUAAAAAGGACUUGUGGCAAAAGUUGUGUCUCUUUCAAAACGUGCGUCCUGCUCUGAUGCUUUGUCUUGAUUGCAAUGUAAAUGUUGGGUUGCCAUUUCUAUAGUUUUCGCUACAAAUAAAAGGUUCUUACAUGUCUUCCUUGCAAGACAUUUUUAAACGCCCCUCUUAAGAUGGUGUUAAUGAAUGUUUGUUAUUACUUCGAAAAUGUACUUAAAUAUUAAUAUUUAUACAUAUUAAAUGUAGAAUUAUGAGGAUUGUAUAGGCAUAAACAUCUACAAUUUACCUGGCAUUUCACUAAUUGCCUUAUGUUAACCAUACUACACCGCACAACGCUGAGGCGAUAACAAAUAAUUAGAACACUUUUAAUAAUUGGAUAAACAUAAUUUGCUGAUUGUUUGUUUAAUUGAAUACUCCCUCGAAC